GUCUGUUCUCUCUCACUUCCGACACUAAAACCCCCGAAAAACCCUAGACAUGAAAUCCCUCCGAAAUCUCUAUCGCCAUAGACAACUUCUCAAUCUCCCUGAACCAAAAUUGCUUUCAAAUCAUCCCAUCAUCUCUUCAAAUCACUCUCAUUCUCUUCCCCCCCUUGAUCCAACAAGCAUCGAUUUCUCCCAGAAACGCUUUUUUUCAAAAUCAAGUGAUGAAUCUGACGAUGAUCCUAAUCCUAAAUAUGUGUUCGAUCCUGUAACUCAAACCCUUGUUCCUAGAACGAUUAUUAAAUCAUUCAAUCAAAAAAUCGAUGAUAAUGAUAAUGAUGGUGGUGGUGGUAAUGAUUCGAAGUGUUCUAGUUCUGAUUCAGUUGUUAAUGAAUCGGUUGCUGUAUCACCAAAAAGUGAUACUCAAGGAGUGGGUAUUUCUGGGUUCAGGUCGAAGGGGCAAGAUUUUGUGUCAAGGAAGACCAAUGGGAAAACUGGGAAGGCUAAAGUGUGUUGGGUAUGUUCAAAUUGUGGAAAUUCAACUUCACAAUGGUGGGGGAAAUGUCAGUCUUGUGAUGAAGUGGGUACGAUGACUCGAAUCUCACAGAUUGAUGUUGCUGUUGAAGAUAGUAAUAUGAGGAAAUCAUGGGUACCACGGAAAUGCGACGAAGUGUUGCCGCAGAGAUUGACAGAUGUGAAUAAGGGGAUAAAUCAGAUGAAUUGGAGAAUCCCAUUGUCUGGACUUUUUGGAGCUGAAGUAGGCAGGGUUCUUGGAGGUGGUCUUGUGCCAGGUUCUUUGGUUUUAGUUGGUGGUGAUCCUGGUGUGGGGAAAAGUACGUUAAUUUUGCAGAUUGCUGCAAUGCUGGCUGAAGAGGGUGAUUUUGGUCAGCCAGCCCCGGUUGUGUAUGUCUCAGGUGAAGAGAGUGUAGAGCAAAUUGGUAACCGAGCUGAUCGUAUGAGAAUUGCAACAAAAGAACUGUUUUUAUACUCUGGUACUGAUAUUGAGGAUAUAUUGCAGAAGGCACAUUUGCUUUCUCCUCGGGCACUUAUUGUUGAUUCUAUUCAGACAAUGUAUUUGGAUGGAGUGACUGGAAGUGCAGGAGGUAUAAUGCAGGUAAAGGAAUGCACGUCUGCAUUGUUAAGGUAUGCGAAAAGCACUAAUGUGCCUGUUUUUCUAAUAGGGCAUGUGACAAAAAGUGGAGAAAUAGCUGGUCCUCGUGUAUUAGAGCAUAUUGUAGAUGUUGUUUUGUAUAUGGAAGGCGAGAAGUACUCAUCUCAUCGUUUCCUUAGAUCAGUGAAAAACCGCUUUGGUUCCACUGAUGAGCUUGGAGUAUUUGAAAUGUCACAAUCUGGCUUGCAAGCUGUUGCAAACCCUAGUGAGAUUUUCUUGAGUGAGCAGUACUUUGAUUUCGAUGUUCUACCUGGACUUGCUAUUGCUGUAGUUAUUGACGGGUCCCGAACUUUCCUCAUUGAAAUUCAAGCAUUAUGUACUCCUUCAGGUUCCGGUUCAGGGACUGUUACUGGGACCAAUCAGAAAAGAGUUGACAUGAUCAUUGGUAUUAUUAUGAAGCAGGCAGGUUUGAAGCUCCAGGACAGUACCAUUUAUGUGAACGUCGUUAGUGGUGUUAAAUUGACCGAGACUUCUGGUGAUCUUGCAAUAGCUGCUGCAAUUUGCAGCAGUUUCUUGGAGGUCCCUAUUCCGAAUGACGUUGCAUUCAUAGGAGAGAUUGGCCUUGGUGGUGAACUUCGUGUAGUUUCAAGAAUGGAGAAGAGGGUGGAUGCUGUUUCCAAAUUGGGGUACAGACGAUGUAUCGUUCCAAAAUCAGCUGAGAAAUCUCUUGCAUCUCUUGAUCUGGGUGGAGAAAUGGAGAUUUUGGGUUGCAAAAAUUUGAAGGAGGUAAUUAAUGCAGUAUUCCAGAACAAUUGAUUUGCGUUGAUUAUUCAAGCAUUUCAAGGAAGAAUGUCUUUGAUUCAGUGAUCUUUUUGAUGUAAUUAGAUGGGAGAUUAUGGCUAUUAUGAAUGACUGGAAAUACUAAGCUAGAUGCUUGCAGGAAACAGGAAAUUUAGGUUCAUCUUUGUAAAUAGUAAUGC
Papaver somniferum (opium poppy) is the source of this 2085-nucleotide messenger RNA. RefSeq names its product DNA repair protein RadA-like. The transcript has a single exon. The record is from RefSeq and is a predicted model, not a curated record. Bases 50 to 1921 code for a protein of 623 amino acids. Gene Ontology annotation, biological process: recombinational repair. Lineage: Eukaryota; Viridiplantae; Streptophyta; Magnoliopsida; Ranunculales; Papaveraceae. Gene Ontology annotation, molecular function: ATP-dependent DNA damage sensor activity; damaged DNA binding; ATP binding.